AUGAAGACAGAAAAUGUGGCAAAAGUGACGCUCAAGAAAUCCGUCGAUCUCAAAGGAGCAGUUAUGGUCAUCGUCGGCUGCCAGGUUGGCUCCGGCAUCUUCGUCUCGCCAAAGGGAGUGCUGGAAUAUACGAAUAGCCCGGGACUCUGUCUGAUUGUUUGGGCUCUUGGAGGACUCCUUGCCGGCUUGGGAUCGAUGGUCUAUGCUGAGCUAGCAUGCGUGAUUCCAAAAUCCGGCGGAGAAUUCGCCUUUAUGUACCACGGCUUACCCCGAGGAAAAUUUCCUGCAUAUCUUUUCGCUUUUACCGGCGCGACUAUUCUCAAAACUGCGACUCUCGGAAUCAUCGCCAUUACUUUCGGAGACUAUGCGAUGAAAUUCAUGUCGCCCAGUUUCUGCCAAUAUUCAGACAACUACGAGACGGCUCAAAAGCUUUGGGCGAUUCUAGCGAUUUCUACAGCGGCAGCGCUGAAUAUUGUUUCAAUAGAGUGGACGCAGAAAUCUGUCAAGGAAUCGAGUUUGAUCGUUUUUUUGUGGCUCGUUUUGAGCGAUCUUCCAAAAGCGCUGAUGAUUUCUAUCGUAUCCGUGAUUUCUUUCUACGUCUGCGUCAAUAUUUCUUACCUGACGGUGUUGGGCCCGAUCGGAUUGUUGGAAUCUGAGGCCGUUGGUGCUGCUUUUGCGAACAGAAUCUACCCUGGCCUCGAUCGAGCAAUUUCCUUCAUGGUCAUGCUCUCCACCUUCGGCGCCAUCGUCAUCGCCUCCUUCACCGCUGCCCGCGGCCCCUUCGUCGCCGCUCGCGAGGGCAUGUUCCCGAAAAUUCUAGCAAUGAUCAAUGUCGACAAGAAAUCGCCCUCGCCAUCCGUUCUUUUUACCGCCGCAAUCACCAUUUUCCUCAUCGUGAUCGGCAAUUUCACCCUUUUGAGUUUGAGUUGA
Molecule: messenger RNA, 930 nt
Organism: Oikopleura dioica
Lineage: Eukaryota; Metazoa; Chordata; Appendicularia; Copelata; Oikopleuridae
Source: the annotation of a GenBank genome assembly